AGCCAUGUCCAACUGUGAGCUGCUCGGCUCGCUGCCAUCGGAGCUUGGUAUGCUCCCCAACCUCGGCUACCUUGAUCUGAGCUUCAACUCCCUCACUGGUUCGCUGCCCUUAUAUCUCGCCAAGCUUACCGGACUCGAUACCUUAGACCUGUCCCACAACCAGCUGUCAGGGUCGAUUCCAAAGGACCUCCUCCCCACCAACCUCAGACGCCUGGACCUGAGCUGCAAUGAGCUUUCAGGGACAAUCCCCAACACCAUAGGGGGGUUGCUGCAGCUUGAACAUCUGGAUCUCAGCUCCAACCGCUUCAGUGGCUCUAUACCCACAGAGAUGACAGAUCUCAUUCAACUCACCCUCCUCAACCUGCGCAGCAACCAGCUCACAGGCUCCGUGCUGCAGCCCAUCCCCCACGGCAUGCGACAGUACCAGCUCGACAACAACUACUUCUCCUCCGCCUUCCCCUCGCAGCCACCCUGCCCUGCCGGCACCAUCAUAACCACGCGCAGCAACUGCGCAGUAGCAAAGGACGGCAGCCCUGCUCCCACCUUCUCGUGUCCCGAGGGAUUGGACGCGCAGAGGCGGGCGGAGGUGUGCCGGGCGUUCUGCGGGCUGUCGAGUGAGAGCCUGCCGUGUGGCGGGCACGGUGUGUGCUUCUUUGACGGGCCGAAUCGUGUGCCCACGUGCGCGUGCGAUAGUGGAUACACGAAUGGAGGCGUGCCGGGGUCGUGCGUGCCUGAUGAUGGCUCUCUCCCAUUCAUCAACACCACUUCAGACUCCUCCCCACCGACUUCUCUCUCCCUCAGCGGCUCCGCAUCCCUCCUCCCCACCGCCGCCAUCCUCCUCUCACCAGCCCAGCCCACCAACUGGGGCGCCGCCUUCUUGCCCCAGCCCAUCCGCCUCUUCUCCUUCGCACUUCUCUCUUCCUCCUCCUGUGGCCGCGCCCUCCCAUUCUCCACCUCCUUCGCCUUCACCAUCGCUCUUUCCGACUCCUCUCCGAGCCCUCCUUCUGCUAAUGCAUUCGCUGCUCUGGCGUUCAUUGUCUCCGCGACUGGUGCUGUUGCUGGUGGCACGAGCAGCAGUAGCAGUGGGUGGUACCUUCCGGAGUCGGAGCACAGCAUUGCAGUGGUCUUUGAUGCAGUGCCAGCCAGUGCCAGCAACCCAAAAGGCAUCGUCUCCAUCCAAGUCAAAAGCUCCACCAGCUCCAGCAGCAGCACUGGGUUCACCUCAAUAGCCACAGCCACCGCCCCCUCGCCGCUCAACGACGGCUCCCCAAAGUACGCCUGGAUUGACUACCACCCCUCCUCUUCCUCCGCUGCCGCCGCCGCCGCCGCCGCUGCUGCAGCUACUGGCUCUCUGCGCGCCUUCCUCUCCUCCAGGCCCUCCCCACGGCCGUCCAAGCCCGUGCUGUCAGCGCGCAUCUCCCUGUGCGCGCUGCUCCAGCCCACUGAAAGCGCCUCUGCUUUCUUCCUCGGCUUCGCUGCUGCCUCUGACAACCCCCCGCUCGAGCUCACACUGCUGCAGUGGAGCAUUGCUGCAGGCCUCCAAAGCGUACCAAUUGACUCAGCCUUCCCACUGGGCCUGACCCUCUCAGACGACUCCCUCUCCCCGCCCCACGUCAACCCCUUCUUCCGAUACCCCAGCGCCGGCGUGCUGCCCCUGCACCCCAACGGGGACACCAGCAGCAGCAGCAGCAGCAGCAGCGGCGGCGGCGGCGGCGCCAGCAGCAGCGGAUCCGGCACAAGCGAUGCGCAAGACACCGAGCCAGAGCAAACGUGGCUGGUCUCCCCCUCGUCCUCCUGGUUCCGCCCCGACCUGCUCUGGCCCGUGAGGCAGCAGCAGGCGUGUGGCGACUGCUGGGCGUACGCGGUGGUGGGCAGCAUAGAGGCGGCCUACAGCAUAAUGGCGAACCUCACGGUGGCGCCGCAGCUGUCAGCGCUGCAGCUGCGCUCCUCCAUGCGCGCCGACUGCCAGGGCGGCUCGCCCUCCCAGGCCUUCGCCUUCCUCCUCAAAGCCGCCCGCGCCGGGAAGGGAGUGGGAGGGCUUGUGGAGGAGAAAAGAGCAGCUGUGGCGGAGGGAGGAAGGGGGCAGGGGAAGGGGAGGGCGGCUGGGAGAAGGCUACGGGGAGCAGAGGGAAAGGCGGAGCGGUGGGGCAUGGGGACGAGUGAGGGUAUGGUGCGUUCGGUGGUAGAGCAUGGACAUGUUAACCCAGACGGCGCUAGCGUUGCAGCAGCUUUUCCAACAGCUGCAGCCAUUGCAGAGGGAGGAGCAGCAGCAGAGGGGGCACGGAGGCAGCUGGCAGGGGGCACGGGCAGUGGGCUGUGCUCGCCUGUGUUUGCAGUGCUGAGGAAGCUGUUUGGCAUCACUUGCAAGAGCGGUGUGCCGAUGGAUACCCGAAAGAAGGGCUUUCAGAUCAGCGGCUUUGAGCGCACGUCCUUCUACGGCUGGUUCGGCUUGCUGCUGGCCGUGCAGCGCCAGCCAGUGGUGGUGCACAUAGAGGCAUCUGCUGAGUCGUUCAAGCAGUAUGACGGGCUGUCCAAGUACCAGGACCCAGCGUGCUUCACAUACAACCUGAACCACGUGGUGCUGCUGGUGGGGUACCGCCUGGUGGGGGCGGACGACACUGCUCCCCACAUGGCGCCGCCCUUCUGGAUCAUCCGCAACUCGUGGGGGGCGGACUGGGGCGAUGGGGGCCACAUGCGCAUGGACAUCCAGGGGGGGGAUGGCGUGUGCGGCAUCAACACUCUGCCAAGCCUCUAUCCUGUUGUUCAAUCGCCACAAGACCCAUGCAACAUGCAGGCGCGCAGGGGGGCGUUGGGUCCGGUGCUGAACCCGUGCGGCAACUUCACGUGCCGCGUGCAGGGCACCACCAACCGCUGCGACUGCACUGACCCCCGCUUCGUGGAGGCGCUCAAUGGCGACGGCUCACGCACCUGCGCCUAUGGUGAGGGUGGGGGGAUGGAGGGAGUCAUGGCAAGAACACGUGCUCUUUGUGGGUCCGUGCUCUUUGUUCUGCGCUGCGACUGCACCGACCCCCGCUUUGUUGAGGCGCUCAAUGGCGACGGCUCACGCACCUGCGCUUAUGGCGACACCGACGGCACCUACACAGUUCUCUCCCUCGGCCUCACGUGUGCCGCCAUCCACCCCGUCUACGGCCUCACUCUACCGCAGUUCACCGCACAGAACCCGAAUGUGGAUUGCAGCAUGCCGCUGCCUCUGAACACGCGUCUCAACGUCACACCACCUGACGGCCUCACUCCGUGCUCUGUCUUCUACACCACUGACCAGGGUGACACGUGUGCAUCCCUAGCAGCCUACUUCCAGCUGACCAAGAGCUGCAAUCCCAGCGGCACCCCGUGCAUUGAAGCCCUGCUCGCUCUCAACCCCGGGCUCAACUGCACCGCACUAGACAGUGGGGAUGGUGGUGGGGGGGGUGGUGGCGCGGGUGUGGGUGGGGGAGUAAGUGGGGAUGGCCUACAGCCGAACCAGGUGGUAUGUGUGGAGCGGCAGGGGGAGAGAGAUGCAGCAGCAGGGGGGCAGGUGAUUCCGGUGUGCUCGCAGUACUACCUGGUGCAGAGCGCAGAGACGUGCGAGUCCAUUCGCAACGUGCCCUCCCCGCCGCUCUCCCCGCUCGACUUCUUCCGCCUCAACCCCGGCAUGCGCUGCUCGCGCCUCGUGCCCAAGACCUCUGCAGACAGCUUCACUGGCUUUGAGGCAUGCAUACAGAGCCAGUCAAGCUACACGGCUGGAACCUGUCCAUUCUCCAACUUCUACAUGGGGUCCACAUCUCGCCGUGCGCGCCAGCCUGCGCUCUCCGCGUCCUCUCCGCUCUCCUUCUUCGCGCGCUUCUUCUCGCUCUUCCCCUCCUUCCGCCGCAACCCCGUGCGACACUCGCUCAUUCUGCUUGGCGCGCUUCUCCUCCUCGCGCGCCACCUCGCGCACCGCACCUCCCCCCACGCGCGCAAGCUGCAGGCGCAUCUCUCCUUCACCCGCCAAACUUCCGCAACCGCCGCCGCCGGCACAGCCGCUGGCGGAUCCGCUACCGCUUUCAGCGCUGUCGGCGGUUCAAAUUCCGGAAGCUCCGCAGGUUCCGUAAAUGAGGGAGAAUUAGAAACUCUGGGGAAGCGGGGAAGCUUGGGGACAGAUGGCGCGGGGAACGGGGCUGGCGGCGGGGUGGGGGAAGCGAGGGGAGCGGGGGAAGCGGAGGGCGCGGGGGAGGUGCGGCUGUGGAACGGCGUGAUGAUGCCGCGGUUGGGGUUUGGGACGGCGGGACUGGGGGAGGAGACAGAGAGGGCCGUGGGGUGGGCGCUGGAGGCUGGGUACAGGCUGUUUGACUCGGCGCAAGCACGUGAGUGGUACCGAGAGGACGCAGUGGGGGCAGCCAUAGCGCAGCACAACGUGUCCCGCAACCAACUCUUCCUCGUCUCCAAGCUGCACCCGCGGCAUCACGGGCACGCCAUCACACGCGAGCGCUUCUCCGACUCCCUGCGCGAUCUCCGCGUGCCCUACCUCGACCUCUUCCUCCUGCACUACCCCUUCUGCUUCCCCGCCAUCUGCGGGGACGCAGGGGCAGCGGCAGCGACGGGUGCGGGGUGGCUGGACAGCUGGCGGGCUCUGGAGGAGCUGUAUCAGCGGGGAGCGGUGCGGGCGAUCGGUGUGAGCAACUUUGGGCGAGACGAGCUGCUGGAGCUGAUUGCACAGGCGGAGGUGAAACCGCACGUGCUGCAGAGGAACUCCGACCCCCUACGAGCAGACAAGGACCUACAAUCGCUCUGUGCUCAGCAUGGCAUCGCGUACAUGGCCUACUCCUCCCUUGGCUCGCAGCACCUGAUCUUCUCCGACUCGCCCUCCCACAACCCUGUCCUGGACCACCCGGUCAUCAAAGCCAUUGCUGCACGCCGUGCCUGCUCGCCCGCACAAGUGGUGCUCAAGUGGGGGUUGCUGAAGGGGCAGGUGGUGAUUCCGAGGUCGCGCAAUAAAGAGCAUAUACGGGAGAAUCUUGAAGCGUGGCGGUGCGGGUUGGGGAUGGGUGAUGUGGCGGAGAUUGAUAGGCUGGAUGGGACGGAGUGA
Molecule: messenger RNA, 5065 nt
Organism: Closterium sp. NIES-65
Lineage: Eukaryota; Viridiplantae; Streptophyta; Zygnematophyceae; Desmidiales; Closteriaceae
Source: the annotation of a GenBank genome assembly